AGAUUCUUUUCACUUUUAUCCGAUAUGGACCCCUCGAACCACUAAUUAAUUAGUGUUCAUGAUUAAAUCGGUAUAGCAUUGCAAUCCCGCCUUGACUGGCACGUGCACUUUGUCUUCCCGCACGUCUUGAAAUAUACUGAGUCACAAAAAUUGGUACUAGAAAAGUGAAGAAAAUCCCUGAUUAAUAACUGAGGAUCUGAUCUCCUUUGGUGUGGUGUCAUUCUGCUUCAUAUUCAACAGCCAUGGCUUCCACACUCAAUGGCAACACACCUGGCGAGGACAUUUGGACACCUUCAUCAUGGCGCUCGAAGAAUAUCAAGCAGGCAGUAGUGUACGACUCCGAAGCCGCUGCACUUCCUGCCCUAUCGAAACUCGAGACUUUACCGCCAAUUGUGACUCCAACUGAAAUCAACAGGCUCAAGAACACUCUUCGAGAGGUAGCCUUAGGCAAUGCUUUUCUACUUCAAGGAGGCGACUGCGCUGAGUUGUUCUCUUACUGUGCCGAUGAGCCGAUUGAUGCCAAAAUUAAGCUGCUACUUCAGAUGUCACUUGUCCUCAUCUGGGGCUCAAACAAACCCGUAGUGCGCAUAGCCCGAAUGGCCGGUCAAUACGCCAAGCCUCGGUCAAGUCCAACAGAAGUGGUAGAUGGGAAAGAGAUCCCAAGCUUUCGAGGGGAUAUUCUGAAUGGCUUCGACAUCAAUGCUAGGACUGUCGACCCUGAUAGAUUGGUGCAGGCCUAUUUUCAUUCAGCGGCCACUCUCAAUUAUGUUCGUGCACAAUUAUCGAGUGGUAUUGCUGACCUACAUAACCCUAUGGACUGGGGCCUUGGUCACGUCAAAGACGAAGAUCUGCAAAGUCGAUACCAACGUAUCGUUGGAAGCAUUACAGAGUCCUUGAAAUUCAUGAAUACUAUCGGAGCGGACACUGCUGGACAAUUGAAUUCUGUCGAUCUCUACACGAGCCACGAAGGGCUAGUUCUACAGUAUGAAGAAGCACUCACCCGCAGACUACGACAUCCCUCGAAUGCCACUAAACCUACUGUAUCGCCUGAUGGGAAGGGAUGGUACAACACGUCGACCCAUUUCAUUUGGAUAGGGGAUCGCACAAGACAGCUGGACGGUGCCCAUAUCGAGUACUUCCGUGGUAUCGAGAAUCCCAUUGGGAUCAAGGUCGGCCCGUCCAUGGAGAACGAGGAAUUGAUAAGCCUUCUGAAUAUUGUUAAUCCAAACAAGGAGGUUGGGAAGGUUACGCUCAUAACCCGCUAUGGUGAAGGAAAAGUGGAAGAGUUACUGGGGGGUCACAUAGAAGCCGUCAAAAGCAGCGGACAUUUGGUCAUCUGGCAGUGUGACCCUAUGCAUGGGAACACACGCUCUACCUCGACUGGAGUCAAGACACGGCAUUUCAGCUCAAUCCUGUCUGAGCUCUCUUCUGCUCUGAAGAUUCACAAGCAGCACGGUUCGUAUCUCGGAGGCAUGCAUCUUGAGCUUACAGGUGACGCUGUGACGGAAUGCGUAGGCGGUAGCGUCGCACUGGAAGAAGGUGAUUUGAGUCUCAACUACACAACCUUCUGUGAUCCUCGUCUGAACGAGAAGCAGGCGCUGGAGAUGGCAUUUCUGGUAGCAGAAUUCUACCGGGCGGACCAGGGGAAGGGGACGCGAUAGUGUUAACGCAUUCAUUGUAUCAAUAUGCAUGAUUCCAUGACGUUUGAUAAGCUAAAACCAUUUGACCUUAUACGUGAUGCGGC
Messenger RNA from Pseudovirgaria hyperparasitica, 1744 nucleotides. RefSeq names its product phospho-2-dehydro-3-deoxyheptonate aldolase-like protein. The record is from RefSeq and is a predicted model, not a curated record. Gene Ontology annotation, molecular function: 3-deoxy-7-phosphoheptulonate synthase activity. The transcript is spliced from 3 exons. Gene Ontology annotation, biological process: aromatic amino acid biosynthetic process. The coding region runs from base 243 to 1661 and encodes 472 amino acids. Lineage: Eukaryota; Fungi; Ascomycota; Dothideomycetes; Acrospermales; Acrospermaceae.